Messenger RNA from Cercospora beticola, 2558 nucleotides. RefSeq names its product cyclin family protein. Gene Ontology annotation, biological process: mitotic cell cycle phase transition; regulation of cyclin-dependent protein serine/threonine kinase activity. NCBI's taxonomy places the organism in Eukaryota, Fungi, Ascomycota, Dothideomycetes, Mycosphaerellales, Mycosphaerellaceae. The record is from RefSeq and is a predicted model, not a curated record. Gene Ontology annotation, cellular component: cytoplasm; spindle pole body; nucleus. Gene Ontology annotation, molecular function: cyclin-dependent protein serine/threonine kinase regulator activity.
CGUGAACACGGCGUCAUCGCGCACUGGUUGGACUCGCAACGCACUGCUGCUCUCUUACAUUUGCAUUUGCUGGACGCGAGCGUUGUGGCAUUGCGCGCGCGGACGAUAGACGCAUCAUCGCGAUUCUCGAUCUCGCACGGACGGGCGUGCUCGAAAACAUUGAAACGCGACUCUCCGGCAAGCGCCAGACACACACAAAGCUCCCAGCUCCACCAUCGGGACGCGAGCUUUGCACGACUUCUUCCCGCCUCUGCACCUCUGCACGCUCUUCACGACACGUCUUCCUCCGCUCCCACCGCAGCACCGCCAUCGCCGCUCUGCACCACGCUGCUGCUGCUGCUGCGCUCCGCCAACGACACGCGGUCCGGUGCGAGGACGGCGUCUGGGCACUGUCGCCAGCAUCUUACGGCCUCACCACACACGCACGCAUUCCGCUGCGCCUGUGCCAUUCCCACGCGGCAUCUUCACCACCACAGCAUCCCAUCCGCCCAUCUGCCACUCGAGCACCACGGCCGCUGCUUCUGCACCGCUUCAUCCGGUCUUCUGCCACGUCUGCACGCCCAAACACUUCCCGAUUGGCACUUUCGCGUGCAGCAUCCUACCAUAAUAUACGCGUAGUUACGCAUACUUACACUCACAUCAACCAUGCCGCCCGCCAGAACUGCCAGGCGGACGGUGACUGACGAGAAUGCCGAGAAUGUCGGUACAACACGUCUGACGCGUGCCAAAGCCGCUGCUUUGGACAAUGCUGGCGCUGGAGAUCCGCCCAAGAAGGCACUCACCACGAAGCGCUCUACCACUGCUGCUACCGCGACCGGCACUCUGGGCGCCCGCAAGCGCACCGCCCUGGGCGACGUGAGCAAUGUUGCAAAGAAGGAAGUGGUAGAGACUGGCGACGCGAAGAAGGAAACUCUUUCCAAAGGCACGCUCUCCAAGGCCGCAAAGCCUGCUGGCAUCCAGAAGCCGGCUGCACGCACAAGCUCGACGCGUCCUGCCCUCGGCGCCAAAACCACCAAUGCUGCCUCAUCAGAACUCAAGCGACCCGCCAGUGGCUCUGGUGUUGCGGCUGGUGGUCCCCCAAAGAAGAGGAACACGUCGGCAACCAAACCAAAGCGUCCUGUUACCGUGGAAGAUGAGGAGGACGAUGUCGAGAACGUGCCACCCCCGAGGAAUGGCGCGCGCGACGACAUGAAGUCCAAGGCCGCUGAGCGUGUCAGUACCUCCGUUGACCUGGACGAGUAUGACGGAGAGAAGUCCUUGGAGGAGCUCAUCAAGGAGGCCAAAGACCUCGAUACCGAAGACCUGGACGACCCACUCAUGGUUGCCGAAUAUGUGCAUGAGAUCUUUGACUACAUGCGUGAGACCGAGAUUACAACCAUGGCCAACCCCGACUACAUGGAGAACCAAGGCGAGCUGGAAUGGAAGAUGCGCGGCAUCUUGGUUGACUGGCUGCUCGAGGUGCACGCACGGUUUAGACUGCUGCCGGAGACCCUCUUCCUUGCGGUCAACAUCAUCGACCGCUUCCUUUCGUGCAAAGUGGUUCAGCUUGACCGCCUACAGCUGGUCGGAGUCACGGCCAUGUUCAUCGCCUCCAAGUACGAAGAGGUUCUGUCGCCUCACGUGCAGAACUUCGUGCACGUUGCCGACGAUGGGUUCAAAGACACCGAGAUCUUGUCUGCAGAGCGGUUCGUCCUCGCUACCCUCGACUACGACCUCUCAUACCCGAACCCCAUGAACUUUCUUCGGCGCAUCUCCAAAGCCGACAACUACGACAUCCAGACGCGUACGCUCGGCAAGUAUCUGCUCGAGAUUGCCUGUCUCGAUCACCGUUUCCUCCAGUACCCACCAUCGCAUGUGGCUGCGGCGGCUAUGUACCUCGCACGUCUCGCGCUCGAUCGUGGCGAAUGGGACGCCACCCUGGCCAAGUAUGCCGGCUACACAGAGGGAGAGAUCCAGCCAGUAUUCAAGCUUAUGGUCGACUACCUUCACGCCCCUGUCGUGCACGAGGCGUUCUUCCGCAAGUAUGCCAGCAAGAAGUUUUUGAAGGCGUCGAUUGUCCUUCGCCAAUGGGCCAAGAAGUGGGCACCAACAUACCUCGACAGCAAGACGUCUCGGUCAUGAGCGUAUCUCUGCACCCGUGCAGCAGUGCGGUCGUGAAGCUUACGACCCCCUCCCACGGAUCAGUCCAUGCCGGAAGGGCAUUGGUGCAUGUGUCAAUGCAUCGCUAGAACUCAUCAGGUUCUUCUGAGAUUUGGAUCGUGUACGGCGUUCAUGAUGGCGGGUACAGCAUUCCCGCAACAGCUAAAGUUCUGCUUCCCAUUCGUAUCGGUGUGCCGACAGGGGUCGUCGCACUGAUGGUAUCGAGCAUGGAGUUUUGGAUUCGGCGUUGUUUAAUGUUCGAUGAAUUGUUUUAUGGCAUGGAGUUUUGUGGCAUGGACGCGUAGAUGGGUGGCGCUCUCAUCAAUCGCGCUGUGCUGUUCUCACGAUAGGAAAGGAACUGGUUAAAGCGGUACGGUAGCAUGAGCAUAGCCAGUCAAUCGUGUUGUACUACGUGUCUC